Physella acuta is the source of this 882-nucleotide messenger RNA. RefSeq names its product aerolysin-like. The record is from RefSeq and is a predicted model, not a curated record. NCBI's taxonomy places the organism in Eukaryota, Metazoa, Mollusca, Gastropoda, Physidae.
AUGGAUACAACAAUGUCAGGCAUGGCUAAAUUGGCUAAUAAACUUGGUUAUGCUUGGUGCGGAGGGUGUAGAUCCGAAGCUGUAGGAGAAGAUUUUAGGAGAGAUGGCGACAAGUGGGUCGCCGAUAAAAGUGGGCGUUGUGAAGGUUACAUGAGCGAUAAACGUUUAAGCAUGGUGUAUGAUGAUUGGAGCUUUGUGAUUAAGGAUAUCACAUAUGGAAAGGCUGUAGAUCAAGACAUAACGACGGAUAGCAUAGACUCUGGAACAGUAUAUAACAAUCACCCAACAGCUGACACAGAGUCCGUAACACGAUCUUACACUAGUUAUCGUAGAGUCACACACACAACAACCAGUUCCUGGAAAAAUAGUCACGAGCUCAAUGUCCAAGUUACUUUCACACCGUUCGAUUUAGGAGGAGGGUUAGCCUCAUACAAAUUUAACUAUGAAACAAGCGUAACCACGUUCGAUGCUAAUUGGACAAUAUUGAUGUACACUACAAAAACCUCUAUAAACUACACUGCUACUAUAAUUCCAAAGUUUUCUAUAGAUCUUCAGGGUUUUCUACGUUGGGGAGGGGGAGCAGAAAAUACGUAUACAAAUUACCAUUAUCAGCAUCGCGGUAGUGAAGCUCGUCCAACUUUGAACUACAAAUUUGGAGAUCAUGAUGUACCUUUCUACAAAGCACUGAAGCGUCAGAGUGUGGCCGGCUCUUUGCCGUGGCUGUGGAACGACUUAACAAACGCAUACACAGACGUGGAAUAUUUAAUCAACAGCUUAUGCAAUGAAAAUCAAUACACAUUCACAAUUACCGGCAGAUUUGAUGACGUAAUUGGCAAGAAUGUUGAAGUUAAAUGGGGCGCUCCUACAAGGCGGAAGAGAUAG